This is a messenger RNA of Manduca sexta (tobacco hornworm), 3186 nucleotides long. RefSeq names its product putative sodium-coupled neutral amino acid transporter 10. Lineage: Eukaryota; Metazoa; Arthropoda; Insecta; Lepidoptera; Sphingidae. Gene Ontology annotation, biological process: amino acid transmembrane transport. The coding region runs from base 125 to 3169 and encodes 1014 amino acids. The transcript has 10 exons. The record is from RefSeq and is a predicted model, not a curated record. Gene Ontology annotation, molecular function: amino acid transmembrane transporter activity.
ACAUUCUUUAGAAAAAUAUGAACAUAAAACAAAACAACGUAUGAGGUGGACGAAGACUUGAGGUGUAAUAAAUUUGUUUAAAAAGAGUUACAUUAGAAAUAAGUGUUGCGUUUUCUUCACCAAAAUGGGGACUGCCGGUCAGUCCAUCACGCUGGCCAAUAGUAUUAUCGGCGUGGGAAUUCUGGCUAUGCCUUUUUGUUUCCAAAAAUGUGGUGUGGUGCUAGCUACAUUAAUUCUCUUAUCAAUGGGAUUAGUAUCAAGAUUGUGCUGUUAUUUUUUACUCAAAUCAGCACUUCUAGCCAGGAGAAGGAAUUUUGAGUUUUUGGCAUUCCAUGUGUUUGGCCCUGCUGGUAAAAUGGCUGUAGAAGUGGGUAUAAUUGGGUUUUUGAUGGGCACAUGUAUUGCUUACUUUGUCGUGGUGGGUGAUCUGGGUCCACAGAUUAUAGCCAAAAUGCUGAAUAUCAACCAAAGUGAUAUUUUGAGGACAUCAAUAAUGGUGAUAGUUUCGCUGGUUUGCGUGCUGCCACUGGGUUUGCUCAGAAAUGUAGACAGUUUGAGCAACGUCAGUGCAGCCACUAUAGGCUUCUACUUCUGUCUUGUUAUGAAGGUUAUAGCCGAGGCAGCAUCACAGCUAUUAACCGGCGAGUGGCACACGCGUAUGGAAAUGUGGAAACCUUCAGGUUUCCUGCAAUGCGUGCCUAUCUUCUCUAUGGCGUUGUUUUGUCAAACACAACUGUUUGAGAUUUUCGAAUCUCUCCCAUCAUUGUCUUUGGAAAAAAUGAACUUGGUCACUAAAAACGCAAUAAAUAUAUGCACGGGUGUAUAUUUCACACUCGGCCUAUUCGGAUACAUCGCAUUCUGUUCUCAAGAGAUAUCUGGUAAUAUUCUCAUGAGUCUCAGUCCAACGAUGACCAGUGACGUCAUCAAACUGGGUUUCGUGAUGUCCCUGGCGUUCAGUUUUCCGCUUAUUAUCUUCCCCUGCAGAGCGAGUCUUUAUUCUUUCCUCUAUAAAAAGGUACACUCGUCCCACCACGACCAUAUGGUGAACCAUUCGAUACCGGAGAGGUCAUUCCGCUGUAUCACGGUGGCUAUCAUUGCAGUGGCCUUGUUCAUCAGUCUGCUGAUUCCCAACAUAGAACUAGUGCUCGGCCUGGUGGGGUCCACUAUAGGAGUGCUCAUUUGCGUGGUGUUCCCUGCUGCUUGCUUUGUCAACGUCACGUUCAAGAAUACCAAUGAAAGAGUUUUGGCGAAGGCUAUACUCCUGCUGGGUCUAAUUAUAAUGGUUCUCGGCACGUACGCUAAUUUACAAGCCGCUGAGACGCAGCUAGACAGAUACGACGAUAAAUACAUAACGCAAGAACGGAUCGACAAGAUCGUUGAAGAUUUCUUUGAGAAACGAGGGAAAUUGGAAGAAAUCAAAGUGAAGCCUUUGCCAGAAAGUGUCCCAAAUCCACCAGAUCCAAUCAUUAUAGACAAUAAUAUAAUAAAAGAUUCAGAAGUCCAGCCGCCAAAUCCAGUUCCGCCGGAUAUGUCAAACGAAAAAGUGCCGAACAAUCCUAUUAAAGAACUCAAAGAAAAACAUGAAGUUAUAAAAACAAGUGCCGAGAAAUUAUCAGAAUUACACCCGAAAGAUGUGAAAGCAAAACUGAAUGAAGCGCUAUUGCAGAACGGUAAUAGUCACGAAGAAAAUAAGGAAGAAAAACCUAAAGAAGUCAAUAAUGCUAAACCUGCUAAUGAUGAUAAAAUCCACAUGUUAAAACAACAGGAGCUUAUAGAAAAAAUCAAACAACACGGCGAAGAACAACAGGAAUUAAUAAAAGAAAAGAAAGAAAUUGUAGACGAAAUUCUUAAAACCAAGAAAGAGCUACAAGAAAAUAGGGAUGAGGUUGGCAGCGCCGAAGCUAAAAAGAUAGCGGUGGAGAGCAUUAAGCAGAUUGCUAACAUGGCUAUAAAGAGUAUCGGUGGUGUGUCAGAAAAACCAGAUGGCCCAGCUGAAGAGGUUCAAAAAUCAGAAGGGUUAGGAAAAUUAACAAACAAUGCAGUACUCGAAAUAGCUAAAAAGGCAGCAGAAGCUAUACAGGAAAUUGAGGACAAACGCAGUGAUCCAGCUGCCAAUCCAGCUAAAGGUCCCGGGAAUCCUAUCAACGAAAUACCUAUUUUAAAUAUUAUACAAAAUUCCAUGAACAGUCAAGGAAAUGUAGAAAAUGGCGACGUUAUAAAAGAUGAUCCAGUACCAAAUAUUGCAGAGUCCCAAAUAAAAGAAGAAAAUAUAAAUCCAAAAUUACAAGACGUUAUCGCUAACGAACAAAAUCGAGUACCUUCUGUAGAACAAGAAAUUAAUUUAGAGAUUAUGAAAGCCGAAAAGCAUGACAUCGAAGCUUCUGAAGUAAAGCCUGAACUUGGAUCUAAUUCUAACUUAAAACAAAGUGAAACAAUGCCUAAUAAAGAGGAACAGGCUGCUGUUAAUAUAAAACAAUUAGAUACUCAAAACAGAGCCGAAAUUAAUGCCGAUGUCGAAAGCAAAACACAUAAUGUUCAACAACAAAAUUUAAAUAAACCGGUUAAAACUAAAUCAUUGAGUGGCCUGCAACCUCAUAUAGAAAAGCAGGCCACUGCGGAUUUACAACAAGAUGCAAGAAGCGAUAAGGACAUACAAAAUAAUAAUGUCAUAAACAAAAAACCAAAAUUAUUAAAUCAGCCAAGCGUAAAGGCUCAUUCGCAUUCCCCUGACGAACCACAGUCGUACAAACAAGGUGAAGACUCGCAGAAAAUAGACAGUAAACCCAGUCUUCAAAAUUUGGUUUUACCGCCAGUUAAUAACGAUAUAACUGUUAGGAAUGAGGUUCAGAAUGGAAAGAUUCUGAAAAAGCCAGAAGCAAGUGCGAAAAAUAAACCAGAUUCGAAUGCCAAUAUCGGUGGUAAUAUUCAACCAAAUGUUCAGAACGAUUUACACUCCAGGCAAAAGAGAGACAUAGAAGAUUGUCCGAAAAAGGUUGAAGUCAAAGAAAUUUACAGGAACGUGAUUGACAAUAAAUUAAAGAAUUCUGAAGAUAUAUUACCGCCAGUGGACUUUAACGGCGCAUUAAAAAGACAACCAGUUGACCCGAGUCUAAUGCAUCACAUUGUCAGAUCUCUAAAGAUGUACAACGAAAUGGAUAAGAAGAGAUAAAAAAAUGUUUGGUAUAU